CGCUACCUGAAUAUCUACCCAAGAUGUGGGGAAGCAAGGCCAUGGAGUGAACGUUUUCUUAUAUGUCCGCACACCUAGUAUUCCAACGCCCAGGAUUAUCUCAUACUCAAGUUCCAUUAAUUCUCAUCGACGGCAAUAUUAUAGACUUGAUUGAGCCUAACCACUAAAAUACCCCCUCCAUUCGAAGGCAUAAGGACCCUUGAUUCCAUGACCUUCAACGAUUCUACGCUAUCUCGACCAGCGGUUUCCAACAACGCUGUGACCAUGCCUCAGCAACCCUUGGCGUCUCAGAGAAAACCCAGGAAAUUCCAACCCGAGCUUGUCGAAACCUCAUCACGCAGUUCUAAGGAAGUUCGAACAAAAAGCCAGGCUACACAAGCCCCACUAGAUGGCCGCAGGCGCUCAGAUGGUCAGUACAUGGAGCUGAUAUCCAGGGAGGACCCUAUCGUACUUUAUGAUAACACGGAAGGACAAGAUGCCGAACCCAUUGAUGCUAUGCAAAUGCCAAGGUGCGCAGGAAUCGAACUAGAAGCGGAUUCACACAAACCAAGCGAACAAAGAUCAAAAGUUACGGCUAGGGUCGGCAGGCACUCCUCAAUUGGGCCUACUGAAAUAAAACCCAGUGAAUUCGACGACGCGAAACAUAUAGGGCCUAGAAGAUUCGCACCACAGCUCAUGGAAACAGGCACACGCUCUUUCCGUCGAAUGAAAACCUCUCAUACAAUCAUUCAAGAAACGAGCAACUCAUUGGUACUGGGAGAGAUUCCAACCCUUGUCACCGCGGUCGGCAAUAAUGCACAUAAUCACAGGCACGUGGCCCAUGAAUCUUUUUUCUCGUACAUGAACUUGUGCCGGCGGCAACAGACGAGGAGGCACUCGUUCCGGAUCCCUGACCUUCCUGCAAUUCCUUCUAGUUGUAGCGAGACAUCUGAUACGUCUGAUAAUCCGUCGGCACCUGCAUCGCCUGAUAGAAUGGAGAAAGACAACUGUGCCGAUAUUAAAACCCGAGGGAGCUCCGAGGACGAAAAUACAGAAUACCUUUCCGCCAUCGCAGCUAUCACAGUAGAGAAACAGCUUAAAGAACAAGCCCUAGCAGCUUUUCCAAACGAACAAGAUCAUCAGCCCGUCGAUCACUUUGCUAUUGAUCGAGAAGAGGAAGAGUUCCUGAAUAAUGAACGUGCAACCUCUCAUGUGGGAAUCCCACCUCAAUACACCCAUCGACGAACAUCAUCUGCCGAUCUUUCAUGGGAGCUAGACUACAUGCGCAGACAUAAAGAAGAAGCCGAGAUGAGUGAUCGUGCAAUGGCUCGAACCAGAGGGUCACCAUUCUUAUCACCGAAUGAUGUUACCUCGCUUGGAUUCAGGAGGCCAGCGAGACACCAUGAUAAUCGAGUUCGGGGUCGUGAUCUUGAACCAACCAGGAGCAAUGCUACCCCGCCGAUGCUCGGAGAGGAUCUUAUCUUCCCUCAAAGCCUGUCUCCAGAGUCAACAGUAUGCGAGGGUAGCAAUAUUCAACACAACGUCACACGCAAUAGACUUUGUGUUUUCUCUGGACUCUGGUAUGGAAGUCCUCAUGCGAACAAUAGGUCCAACAAUGGCGGUCUUUGGAAAGGCACUUGCAAAACUUCAAGUCCGGAAGAAAUACAAUCACCGCGGUGUUCAAUUGCAGACUCAAUUGCACAGACAUACACAUCUUCCACCCUUCAGCCGACCGAUGUAAAUCGCCCAACGGAUAAUAACCAGUUACUCCUGCCUACGACUCACUAUAAAAUACAAGAAGACUUCCGUGAUGAGUCACUCGAAACGGAAUUGCAAGAUGGUUUGGUUACUCAGAUAUACAAUUAUCUUUCGCUUGGUUAUCCCUGUGUUGCCCGAUAUUUUGACCACGAACUCAGCAGGAUCUCUGGUAUACCGGUGGCAGAUUUAAGACAAGAUGAUCUGAACACAGAUGCAAGGGGCCAUGUCGGUGUUUCCGACAGUCCUUCGAUGGGGGACGACAUCUCAACACGUGCCUGCAUGCGCUGGAAGGCUCUACAACUGUACAUAUUCGAUUGGGCACGCGAGCGGCAUCGUGUCGGAUUUAAUGACAUGAAUGGAGAACAUGGAGCAUGGGGCGUAUGUGAACGCAAAGGAAGUUGGGCUGUUUGAAGCAAUGCAGCAAAUUUAUACCAGGGCCCGCUGACCCGGUACGCACGACGCAGACCUGAGCCUCCCGCUUAUGUCACGGGACACGAACUGAGCUUAGGCUGAUCUCCUGUGGCACCUUGUUCAGUUUGCGCCGCAUUGAAGGGGUUCGUGACACGCAUUUACUUAAAGCUUCAUACACAUGCAAAAGAUGGGUAGAAGAAAUUUAUUUUAUAUUUUGAAGGUAGGGCCGGAGCUCUAUUGGUGGUUCCCAUCUAGCCUAUCAGGCCGUGCCUUGGAUGAGCGAGGGCUUUGAUGUGAUAUGUUCAUGCAGAACUUAUUUUCCGUCCGCGAGUGGCCCCCCCGAAAGUCUUCUUUGGUUUGAAGUGGAAGUUUGUUGUCUGGAAAGCAUGAUUGCCGAGCCAUGCGGUAGCAUAGAAUGACCAUUGUCGGCAACUUGCUUGUUGUUCUUCAUUAG
Messenger RNA from Aspergillus aculeatinus CBS 121060, 2602 nucleotides. RefSeq lists its product as uncharacterized. The transcript has 2 exons. The coding region runs from base 208 to 2148 and encodes 646 amino acids. The record is from RefSeq and is a predicted model, not a curated record. Lineage: Eukaryota; Fungi; Ascomycota; Eurotiomycetes; Eurotiales; Aspergillaceae.